AUGGGUUUAUGUCAGAGUGAGGAAGAAAAAAUCAAAGGAGAAAAGAGUCGACAAAUAGACCGUCAGAUUAAGCAGGAUCAAUCUCAUGAUGAACGAACAGUGAAACUACUUCUUCUCGGAGCUGGAGAAUGUGGCAAAAGCACAGUACUCAAACAGAUGAGGAUAUUACACAAAAAGGAAUAUUCCCAAGAAGAAAUGGAAUGGCAAAAGAAGGUAGUUUAUAAUAACUUAAUAUCAGCCAUGGUUGGUUUGUUGAAAACAAUGCAAAAGUACAACGUGCAGCUUUCUGAUCAUUCCAGAGAGGCUGAUGCUCGGCAAGUCUUUGAAUGGGUCAAGCAGAAUAGGGAGGAAGAGCCUCCAACAUCUGAAUUAGCGUCCGCCUUAAAGAGUUUAUGGAAAGAUAAAGCUGUGAAGACAGUCUACGAAGAGAAACGUUUAGAAAAUCAUUUACAUGAAAGCAGCCAACAUUUUUUCGACAACAUUGAGCGUAUUUCCGAUCCAAAUUAUCAAAUAACAGACAAAGAUAUUCUCUUGACAAGAAUAAAAACAACCGGAAUAGUCGAAGUGGGAUUUAUAAUAAAGAAAGUUCAUUUUCGGGUGUUUGACGUGGGUGGUCAACGAUCAGAACGUAAAAAAUGGAUUCACUGUUUUGAAGAUGUUAAUGCCAUCAUCUAUAUAGCUGCCGUUUCUGAAUAUGACGAAGUUCUUUUUGAAGAUGAAACAACGAAUAGAAUGAAAGAGUCGUUACGACUAUUCGAAUCAAUUUGUAAUAGUCGAUGGUUCAUCAACACUUCCAUUAUACUGUUUUUAAACAAAAAAGAUUUAUUUGAAGAAAAAAUCACGCGCGUGUCGAUUCGUACAGCUUUCGAAGAAUACCAAGGACCACAAACCUACAAGGAUUCAAUAAAAUACAUAAAAACUAGAUUUGAAGCAUUAAAUGCCAAUCCAAAGAAGACCAUAUUCAUCCAUGAAACAUGUGCCACGGACACCGAUCAAGUUCAAAAAAUCUUGGAUUCCGUCAUUUCGAUGAUUAUUCAACAAAACUUACACAAAAGUGGCUUAUAUUAA
This is a messenger RNA of Auanema sp. JU1783, 1068 nucleotides long. The record is from the annotation of a GenBank genome assembly. Lineage: Eukaryota; Metazoa; Nematoda; Chromadorea; Rhabditida; Rhabditidae.